Messenger RNA from Colletotrichum paranaense, 258 nucleotides. RefSeq lists its product as uncharacterized. NCBI's taxonomy places the organism in Eukaryota, Fungi, Ascomycota, Sordariomycetes, Glomerellales, Glomerellaceae. The transcript has 3 exons. The record is from RefSeq and is a predicted model, not a curated record. The coding region runs from base 1 to 258 and encodes 85 amino acids.
AUGCAAUUCUCCGUCUUCACCAUCCUCCCCCUCCUCCUCUCCUCCGCCGCCGCGGCAGCCCUAGACACCGCAGAAGUCCGAGAAGCCCGCUCUCUCGACCAAUCCUCCUCGCCUAACAAUGUCGGCGGUGGUUUGCUGCCCAGGAGAGUCGAUGUUCUGCUUGUAUUGUUGAUGUUUGCCAGAAGAGGUGUUUGUGAUAGGUUCUGUUCGGGAUGCGGGUUCAUGAAGGGGACGAAUAGCCAUGCCGAUAUCUACUAG